Sordaria macrospora k-hell is the source of this 6441-nucleotide messenger RNA. RefSeq lists its product as uncharacterized. Gene Ontology annotation, cellular component: nuclear body. Gene Ontology annotation, molecular function: transcription termination site sequence-specific DNA binding; helicase activity. Gene Ontology annotation, biological process: termination of RNA polymerase II transcription. Lineage: Eukaryota; Fungi; Ascomycota; Sordariomycetes; Sordariales; Sordariaceae. The record is from RefSeq and is a predicted model, not a curated record.
AUGGCAGACAAGAUGGAAUACCCGGAGCUAGGCACCACGGACGUCCAGAUGGCUAUGAUGGAGAUGCACCAAGCCUUCGAGGAGUUCCCCCCAGAAGCACAUCCGAUCUGUCCUUUGCUUAGUGAAGCUGACGAUACGAAUUACGCCGUCCCAAACCUCCCCGAUGCGAACGGAACAACGGUGGCGGAAAAGCAAAAGGGAAUUGCUGCCGGGCUCGAACGAUGUAGAAUCACCUACGGCCUUUCGCUCCUGUUAGUAAUGCCAGAGGCGGGAAAAUGGAUCAAUGAGUGGAAAGAACGUGUCAACUCCUUCCUUACAAGAUGCGACGGAUGUGCCAGGACAUGGCAUAAGACACGCCAGCAGUUCCUCCGAGCCAUUGAACAGUAUAUUUCCCACGACAACGCCGACUUACUGCGCAACCUGCAGAGAAACCUCGAAUCUUUCGACGAGGAACGCAUAACGUGCGGCCUCAAGAGAGCUAAAUUCCUUCUCGAGAGGGAUGGUCCCAUGCCGACAACGAAGCUCGUGAAGAUCGAACUUGCGCCGUGUCUCGCCUUGUUCGAAUCGCUCUGCUGCAUGGCCUACCUCAAUAACAAAACGAAUCUGGACUUAUUCAAUUACGUGUUCGAAAAUGUCCAGCCUAAGAAGCCGCUUAAGAUGGUGGGAGGCGCUAUUCCGACCAUGACAUAUUUCCUUUUCGAAGAGUAUCCGGUCCACAGGGCGUUUGCAGAGGCGCAAUGGCAACGGAUGCCAGCGGAAGGCCUCACCGAUGAGGAAUGGGAAUGGGCUGUCAGAAGUGGUCUCAAGUCCCAUAUCUUGGGCCAUAGGGGCAUCCCGCCCCCGGCGAGGCUGUGUCGCUUUUGGAGUGGCUUCCUUCUCAUUUUGCGAUCCAUGAGUGAAAAGAGCAUUUUGGAGAACCUCCGUGGCAUGGAAGUACAACCGAACGUUUACUUUCUUGCUCUCGAAAACUUGGGCACCAACAACGUCCUUGCCCUGAGCAUGAUACUGAAAGGGCUUCGUACGCUCAUGGAGCGUUCGCCAAAGGCCUUCUGGGAUGCUUAUGACCAAGUCACACCCAGCACGAUUGUGGAGGAAAUCUUCAAGAGCCCGGCUUUCAAGCCCCUGCUGAGCCAGUCCCUCGACCCUGACUUGAUGGUUGAGGACCGGGAUAACAACGGCCAACAAAUUCCAGCGCUGGCGGAAUGGGUCAGGGCCUUCAUCCGUUCCCUCCCAUCAGCGCGGCGGUCAGACGUCUGCGAAACUCUUCUUCGUCAUCUUUUCGAGACUCUCCGUGUCGACCACAACGCGACCCAGGAAGCAAAGGCCACUUGUGUCCUUGCUGGUCUGGUGACCUUGAGAGAAUGCUUGGACGGUUACCUCAAUCUUCCAUCCUUUGAUACAGGGACGUCCCUUAUUAUGGUCAACCAGUUACUCAACAGAGUUAUUCAGUACAAGGAAGUCAUCAUCGGUGCCACGCAACUCAAAGCCGGGGACAAGUUCAACGUUGGCCUCUCACAGGCUGCUAUAGCUAUCGUUCAGUCUGCCCUGGCCUUGGACGCGAAGGCGACAUUCAUGGAAUGGGACGCUUUCGUUAAGGGGAAGCCUGUUCAAGAUGCUGUAAACAGGGACUCUGGCGCAUUAUGGGAGUCGUUCCUGGAUCUCAUCUUCACCGGCCAAACAGACCUUGCUAAGGCCAUGUUGAGAGCAACGAUGCCUCUCAGGAGUAUCGAACGGUUCAUCCCUAAGCGGAAAGGCCAGCUCAAGACCGAGCAUGCCAAGUUCAACAGCCGCUUUCAACAGCAAACGGAGGCAAUUGGCAAAAUGCUCGGCCGUCUGUCAAUAUUUAACCCGGCUGAUCUCGACAGUUUCUGCUCGGAUCCGCAAAGUAACACUAUCCAGCCCAUUGUGGCGACUCUGAUACACGGUGAGGAUGCCAUUCGCGAAGCCGGCUUCGAGUUGGUCAAAGCCAUUACAGGUGAGAUUACGCCAUCUGAGGCCGUGAGUAAGAUGCUUGAGGAGUACUUCACUCAAUUCCUGGAGGCUUUUGCUGGUGCCGUAAACCAUAUCACCAGCGCCAGAGACUCCAAUAAUCCGUGGAGUCACAUGCAACACUUGUUGAAAUGCUGUGAAUUCGUGCUCGAUGGCUUAAGUGAUCCGUCCGUAGGCCAGCUCAGACGCAAGACCCUGACCCCUGCGGAACAUGCGGUCGUUAAGGGAUGGUGGGAGUGCGAAUGGAGAGCCGUCGGCCACUCGUUCGGAUCCAUGAGACUCUGGCACGAGAAGGUAGGACGAAAAAGGUACAUGGAGGACUUUUGUCGUGAUGUGAUGGAGCUUGCAGAGCACCUCCUCACCCAAGAUGGUCUCAUGGCCUCGGCACUUAGCAGUCCACAAAGCAUCUCAGCAACAAACGGGGACGACGGCUCAGAAGGCAUGAAAUUGGUUCUGGAGCCGCCGAGGAUGCACUCAUAUCCCUUAGUGGACAUGUUGCAACUCCGCGAUAAAUACCUUAUUGCCGGUAUCAUCGAGAUCACAAAGAAGCUGAUCAAGCGUCUGCAAGACAACGGCAUGUCGCUUCCCCCAAAAACUGUCGCUUAUCUCAACAACAUGCUAAAGAAGAGGAAGUACACUGAUGGAAGAUUUGAUUACCCCACAAAGACGAAUCUUACCAAUGAGCAACGGAUCGAGCUGCUAAAGGCGCUCGGGGAUGAUGCCGCCAUCGAAGAGCAAUUCGUCGGUGGAAAGCCUGUCAAUGUCAAGCAAGAGGUCAAGCCGGUCAUGAAACAAGCCAAGCUCGAUUUCUCAAAGGCCUCACUCAAAGACCACAUGGUUUCGCUUACGCCUGCCUUUGAGAAGGCCACUGAGAGGCGGAAGAAUGCUCUGUUGGAGACGAUGAAAGCCGAAGCUCCACUCAAAGCUCCUCCCAAAGUCGAUUCAAAGGCUGCCGACAAGAUCAAGGAGGCCAGACGGCUGGAGAGAGAAGCAAAGGCCAAGCGAGAUGCUGAGGCCAUUGCGAGGGCAAAGGCUCUGCGUGCGCCACCGAAGCUGGUGCAAGGAGAAGGCUCGGGUCUAGCUGGGGUUGCUGGAGUUCGUGGAAAAGAUCACGCCCCAGUGCUCAAGGACGAGAUCAUGGUUGGAUCAUCUUCAGAAGACGAGGAUGAGUCUGACGAUGACGAGCUGGUCAACCUGCAUGCUGCUGGCAAGAAGAGUAUGACUGAGGCCGAGCGUCGCGCCCAUCGGUUGUUGGCCGAGAAGAUACGCGGGCCGGUCAAGAAGGUCAAGAUCGAGCGGUCCGCCAAGGAUAUGCGCGCUCGUCUUAUUCCUCCUAUGGAUGUUUUGCACCAGGCUAUCUUGGAGUGGGACAUCUUCCACGAGGGCAACGAUCCGCCAAACGGGUACCGUUGCGAUCACGUCUCGGAUACCUACCACGACCCAGUCAGCUACAAGCAAACCUUCUUCCCGCUACUCAUCAACGAAGCCUGGCGCUCAUUUGUCACGUCAAAGGAUGAAACCACUUCCAAGCCUUUCGGCAUCAAGGUUCUCAGCCGUAUGACAGUUGACAAGUUCAUGGAAGUCACGGCGUCAGUUCCAGCUGCGGUCAGCAAGGACCGUCAACUGUCUGAAGGAGAUAUUGUCAUCAUCUCCAAGGGCCAAAACCCACUUCAAGAGCCAGAAGAGCUGCAUUGUCUUUCGCGUAUUUGGAAGACAACCUACAAGAAAGACAACGUGGAGGUCGUCUACCGCCUGAACGCCAAGGGCAACCAGAUCUUACCUGUGCUACUGCCUGGCUCGGAGUUUCAAGUCGUUAAGAUCACUAACAUGACGACCAUUGAACGCGAGUAUGCCGCCCUGGAAAGUUUACAGUACUACGAUCUCAUGGACGAAGUAUUGAGAGCCGAACCGUCCCCCAUGCUGUCGUUUGGCGAUGAGAAUAUCAGGAACACCAUGAAGAACUGGGAACUCAACCCAGGUCAGGCGAAGGCCAUCCUCAACGCCAAAGAGAACGAUGGGUUUACCCUUAUCCAGGGUCCUCCGGGUACUGGUAAAACAAAGACCAUUGUGGCCAUGGUCGGCUGUCUGCUGACCGGAGUGCUCAAAAAUCCUACCGCUGGUGUGGCCAUUGGCCGUCCAGGACUCGGCGCGGCAAAGAAUGCUCCAUCCAAGAAGCUGCUUGUUUGCGCGCCCAGUAACGCAGCUGUGGACGAAUUGGUGUUGCGUCUGAAGAAUGGUGUCAAGACACAGAAUGGAACGACUCACAAAAUCGAGGUAGUCCGUCUCGGUCGCAGUGAUGCCAUCAACGCAGGUGUCAGGGAUGUCACGCUCGAUGAGCUGGUCAAGGCAAAAAUGGAUGCUCAGUUGAACAAGGACGAAGGCCCAACUGACCGAGAAAAGAUGCACCAGGAAGCUGGCGAGAUCAAGCAGAAGAUUGCCGAACUCAGACCGCAACUGGAAGCGGCGCGCACAAUGGAUGACCGGCAGCUUAUCAACAAGUAUCAGCGAGAGUUCGACGAGCUCAAGCGGCGCCAAGCGCACAUCGGCGCGCGCAUCGAUGCGGAUAAAGCUAGCGGAAACACAUUCGCUAGAGAGACUGAGAUUAAACGCCGCCAGGUUCAGCAGGAGAUUCUCGAUAAGGCUCAGGUGCUGUGCGCCACUCUCAGCGGUAGCGGUCACGAGAUGUUCAAGAACUUGAACGUGGAGUUUGAGACGGUCAUCAUCGAUGAGGCGGCGCAGUGCGUGGAGCUUAGCGCGCUCAUUCCCUUGAAGUACGGAUGCUCAAAGUGCAUUCUUGUCGGUGAUCCCAAGCAGUUGCCACCUACCGUUCUCUCCCAGUCUGCUGCGCGGUAUGGCUACGACCAGAGUCUGUUCGUCCGCAUGCAGAAGAGCCACGAGAAGGACGUGCAUCUCCUCGAUACCCAGUAUCGUAUGCAUCCUGAGAUCAGCUCCUUCCCCAGAGAAGCCUUCUACGAAGGUCUCCUACAAGACGGCGAUGGCAUGGCCAAGUCGCGUCUCCAGCCCUGGCACCGCAGUGCUCUGCUUGGGCCGUAUCGCUUCUUCGAUGUUCGCGGUUUGCAGGAGCGUGGGCCAAAGAACCAGUCACUCGUCAACGAGGAGGAACUCAAGGUCGCCAUGCAACUUUAUCGCCGGUUCAAGGCCGAUUACGGCGAUGUCGACCUCAAGGGCAAGAUUGGUAUCAUCACUCCUUACAAGGCCCAGCUGCACCGAUUGCGGUCGCAGUUUGCGCAGCGCUUUGGUGACGCCAUCACGGAUGAAAUCGAGUUCAACACCACAGAUGCCUUCCAGGGCCGAGAGUGCGAGAUCAUCAUCUUCUCUUGCGUUCGUGCUAGCCCUACGGGCGGUAUCGGUUUCAUGACGGAUAUCCGCCGUAUGAACGUCGGUCUUACACGUGCGCGGUCUUCGCUCUGGAUCCUCGGCGACUCCCGUGCCCUCAUGCAGGGCGAGUUUUGGGCGAAGCUCAUUGAAGAUUCGAAGAAGCGUGAUCGGUAUACCACGGGUAACAUCAUGGGCAUGUUGAGCCAGACGGGGCCUCGGCUGUCUGAAGCGGCUUUCCGGGCUUUGGCGAUUACUAGCUCUGAUGACAGCAGAGACGGUACGCCGAGCGGUAUCAAGCGGGAGUUGGUCGAGGUGAAGGCCGAGGUCAAGGACGAGGAUGGCGAUGUGAAAAUGAACGAUAGGUCAUCGUUCAGGGGAUCUUCUCCUCCGGCUCCUCCUUCUGUCAGUGGGAGCAGUGCGAUGGGCUCGUCUCGACCCCCAUCUAGACCUCCUUCAGGAGCAAAUACCCCGGCUCAUAUCAAGAACGAGUUCGGAAGUUCGCCUGCGCCGCCGCCGCAGCCGCACAGGGAAGGCUUGCCACUCAUUCAGGAGACGACUUUCACGCCGAGGGCGAAGAAGAGGCCACAUGAGGGAGGAGGGGGUGAUCAGCCUGGCAAGAAGCAACACGUCGACCCCAUCGUUAGUCGAGCCCCCAAGGGACCGAGAGGUUACAACCCUAACGCCAACAACCACGGUGACCUCCCGCCAAGACCACCGCCUCCCGCGCCGAGUGACCCUUCGGCAAUGGAAGUCCUCGGCCUGGCACCUCCCACCAGAGCACCAGCUGCUCAACAGUACAACAACUAUCAGCAUCAGCAGCCACAGUACCCACCCCGUGGUCCUCAACAGGGACCUCCGCCUCCGUACCCCGGCCGUCAACAGCAUCAACAACAACAACAACAACAACAACAACAACAACAACAACAACAACAACAACAACAACAACAACCGCCUACUGGUCCUUCGAGACCGGGUGGUCCUCCAACUGGUCCUAGCAGACCUGGUGGUGGUGGCGGUGGUGGUGGUUAUGGUCAGCAGCAGCAGCAGAGACCGCCGCCGGUGGUGAAGAAGAAGGCCCCUGUUGAUCCAUUUAUUAAGCGGAAGAAGAGGUGA